UCUUUAUCGAAAAUAUUUAAUCUUCAAAUUUAUGGGGAAAUCAAAGAUUGGCAUAUUUACUCUGGUUAGGAAUGUGAUUGUAUAUGUGUGAAUUAUUAUGUAUAUAAAAUUCUUAUAGGAGUUUGAAAUGCAUGUUUAAGGAGUAAUUUUGAGAAAUCAUGUUAUCUGAAAAGCCAUCCAUUUAGUAUUUUCUUCCAAUUGUUGGAUCUUUAUGUGAAUGGAUGUUGAUGCAUUUGAGCUUCUUUCGGAAAAAAUUCAGGAUGGGAAGGGUUAAACUAAAGAUCAAGAGAUUGGAGAACACAAAUGGCCGCCAAGCAACUUAUGGCAAGCGGAAGCAUGGUAUUAUGAAGAAGGCUAAUGAGUUGUCUAUACUGUGCGACAUACCCAUUAUCCUUCUCAUGUUCUCACCAACGGGAAAGCCUUCAUUGUGUAAAGGAAAACGCAGCAUGGAAGAAGUCAUGACAAAAUUUGCUCAGCUAUCACCCCAAGAAAGGACAAAAAGGAAGUUGGAAAGCCUCGAAGCACUGAAAAAGACAUUUAAGAAGUUGGACCAUGAUGUCAACAUACCAGAAUUUUUUGGUUCAAGUUUGAGUUUAUCAGGACCUUACAAACCAGUCAAACUUAUUGCAGAAACAACUUUCUGAAACGCAGAAGAGAUUGAGCUAUUGGACUAAUCCCAAUGAUAUCAACAACAUUGAAUUGUUGGGUCAGUUGGAGAAUUCUGUUAGGGAGUCACUUAGUCAAAUCCAUGCACAUAAGGAAAAUUUAGGAAAGCAACAAAUGGAUUCACUAGAUUGCAAUAGUCAGCCUUGUUUGCAGUACCAAAAUGGAGUGCAGGUACCUUAUAGAAUGAAUGUCGAGCAGCAGUUCCCACCUUUGCAAUGGCUUUCCAACUACGACAACCAACAUAUCAUGUUGCCAAAUGAUCCAAAUAUACUAGCCCUUAGGGAUGUUGAAUGCUCGGCAAGUUCUUCCUAUGGAAGUUACUCUGGAUACUUGGGCACAGGGAAAAGUUGUGAUCUUUCAAAUUCUGGACAGGAAAGUGGUGUGAGCGGUGGUAUUUUAAAUGAGUUAAACGGUAAUGCAUCUUUGAGGCUGCAAUUGACUGGACAGUACCCCUACCUUCCAUACCAUCUUAAUUUGCUUAAUGACGGGAAGUUACAGCCCACAACAGCAGAUAUGAACAGCCUGCAAGAAAGUCCUAUGGAAUUUCUUGUUAAUGGGAGCUUUGAAGCCCCCAAACCUGCUUAUUGUACCACUCCAGGCAGUUGGGCUUCAACAUCUGGACCAUGUGCUAUUACCGUAUUUGAUGAGCAACUCUACUCUCAGCAACCAAAUUGAAGUUUGGAAUCAACAAGUGAUUGAAGUUGCUCUAGGAGCUAGCUUGGUUGCGGUCAUCCAAGGGAAUAACGCAAUAUCGAAUACCGUGAUGCUAUGCUAGAAUUUGGUAAAAUAUACUUUUGUUCAAUCCAAAUGGGUGACAAAGAAGAAGCAAUGAGAUAUACACAUAAUAAUGCUCAAGUAAUGCCAUGAAGUGGAUGAUCAUUAGCUCUUGGGAAGAUAAAAUGGUCUCUAUCAAUAUCGCACAGCUAUGUUCUCGCAUCUAGUUAGUAACUAGAAUCGUCUUUUUGUUUGGUCUUUUGUAUAAAUAUAUCAUAUUAUACAACAUUAGGAUUGUCUCCCCCCUUUUUUCAUUGCAUUUAGUCAUUGUUUCUUCUGGUGAUAGGAUCACCAAAUGGCAACCAAACUAAUAUUGUCUUUCUACCCUUUCCACAAAGAAUGUCUUGACCUGUAACAUAGAAAAUACUAUCUUUUAUCUCCCUAUCAUAUCCACACAUACAGAAUACAUAUCUAGUGAUUUGUAACCUAGAAAUAACAUGUUAUGAAAACACUUUUUUUUU
Messenger RNA from Linum tenue, 1901 nucleotides. Lineage: Eukaryota; Viridiplantae; Streptophyta; Magnoliopsida; Malpighiales; Linaceae. The record is from the annotation of a GenBank genome assembly.